Podospora bellae-mahoneyi is the source of this 189-nucleotide messenger RNA. RefSeq lists its product as uncharacterized. The record is from RefSeq and is a predicted model, not a curated record. Bases 1 to 189 code for a protein of 62 amino acids. NCBI's taxonomy places the organism in Eukaryota, Fungi, Ascomycota, Sordariomycetes, Sordariales, Podosporaceae. The transcript is spliced from 2 exons.
AUGCAAUUGCAAUUCGAGUCUGUGGUUGCGAUUAGGGUGCAUCCUGGAUGUUUGUUCAGCAAUAACCCCGCCAACUCCGCUAUCACAUGCGGGUCCAGCGGUCGCUCCUGCCAGUCAUUACCGACUGCCACCGAGGCUGCUGUCGUCGGGAGAAGUAGGAACAUGAAGAAGAAGGAACAUGUGAGGUGA